CCAACUACUACAGAUCACCCAAUCAGCUAUCGUUGUAUUUGUAAUCGAAUUUGAGAAAAAAGUUUGCUCGAGCGUUUUUGACGUUUGUCGUUUUGUUUACAUAUCAUUCUGCUUCUAUAUUUUCGUGGUGAUUUUUUUAGCGAUUCGACGUGUUUUGUGAACAAUUUAAUUUUAAUUUGAUACAAAUUUAUGAAAUAAAAUGAAGUGCUUUGUGAUUGGGUGCAACAACUCAUACGAAAGGGACAAGUCCGUGCGUUUGUUUAGUCUCCCAAGAGACGUAAGUCUGCGUGAAAAGUGGGUAAACUUUUGUGGUCAGAACGUUGGCCAACAUGCAAAAAUUUGCAGCGACCACUUCCUCCCCGAAGAUUUUGUCAACCUUUUAAAGGUUCAAAUGGGACUAGUGAAACACCUCAUACUUAAAAAGGGGGCUGUGCCAAGCCUACGCAAAGGCAGCUUCAACAAACUAAACCUCUUGGUGGAAGCUGCAAAGACAAUCGAAGCAACUGAGGAGCAGAGAAAUGUGGUUGCGCUGGAAAGAGUGCCGUUGGUUGAAGUUGCUGUCGACAACGGAAACCGCUCCAACAAACUCAACUUGUUGCUGGAAGCUGCCAAAAGAAUCGAAGCAACUGAGGACCAGGAAAAUGCGUUUGUGUCGGAAAGAGCGCCGUUGGUUGAAGUCGACAACAGAGCAAGUCGCAGCACUAAAACGCUAUUGGAACGAAAAAUGUAAGUAAAUAUGUACGUACUUUUAAACCUGGCACAUAUAUAAUUACUUAAAACGAUUAUAUAUUUUUAGAAGCGCUCUUAAACGUGAUGCAGAAGAGGCACAAAGGAAGCUGGAGCAAAAAAUUCAAGCGAUAGACUGUG
This is a messenger RNA of Rhagoletis zephyria (snowberry fruit fly), 867 nucleotides long. RefSeq lists its product as uncharacterized. The record is from RefSeq and is a predicted model, not a curated record. Lineage: Eukaryota; Metazoa; Arthropoda; Insecta; Diptera; Tephritidae.